Messenger RNA from Morus notabilis, 1139 nucleotides. Its product is annotated as ethylene-responsive transcription factor TINY. The coding region runs from base 137 to 940 and encodes 267 amino acids. The record is from RefSeq and is a predicted model, not a curated record. NCBI's taxonomy places the organism in Eukaryota, Viridiplantae, Streptophyta, Magnoliopsida, Rosales, Moraceae. Gene Ontology annotation, biological process: regulation of DNA-templated transcription. The transcript has a single exon. Gene Ontology annotation, molecular function: DNA-binding transcription factor activity; DNA binding.
CUCUCUCUCUCUCUCUCUCUCUCUCUCUCUCUCUCUCUCUCUAUAUAUAUAUAUAUAUAUAAACUUAUUUUUCCAUCAAUAGCGUUCAUUACAUUCUCAUAAUUUCACUACAAGAACUGCAUUACUCCAAAACGUCAUGACAGAGACCAAAAAUAACUCAUCAGAACCUGAAAGCAGCACCAGCGCCAACUCUUCCCCAUCAUCGUCGUCGCCGUCGUCGUCGACGACACCAUUAUCAUCGUCUGGAAUGUUCCAGAAGGUGAAGAAGAAGAAGAAGGCGAGCUCGCUGAAGACUGUGAGAGAGAGGGAGUGCAGCAAACAGAGUCCCGUCAGCAAAAAGAGUCCUGUCAUGUACCGUGGAGUACGGAUGCGGAGCUGGGGGAAGUGGGUGUCGGAAAUCCGAGAGCCACGGAAGAAGUCACGCAUAUGGCUCGGGACCUUCUCGAAUCCCGAGAUGGCCGCCCGAGCCCACGACGUCGCCGCCCUCACCAUCAAGGGCGCCUCCGCCAUCCUCAAUUUCCCCGACCUCGCACACUCCCUUCCCCGCCCCGCCUCACUGGCUCCCCGCGACAUACAAGCCGCAGCUGCCAAAGCCGCCGCCUUGGCUGACGUCGACUUAACAACCACGUCAUCGCCGUCUACGUCAUCAUCAUCGUCAUCGUCGUCUAAUCAUUCGGAGGAUCAGUCGGAGGAAUUGGGGGAGAUAGUUGAGUUGCCGAACAUAGAAGGGACGUUUGACUCGCCCGAGUCCGCGGGGAUAAGCGAGUUCAUGCUAGUUGACUCGGUCGACAGUUGGGUUUACCCGCCUCUGGAAGUUGAGCUUGGAGUGGGAGGUGGUCAAUUCUAUGGUGAGUUUUUUUCUGAUCAGAUUUUGGCAGCUGAGAGUUUGGUUCCCAGCGACACUAGUACUAUUGAAGGUCUAGUACUGUGGACUAGUUGAAUAUUGAGUAUAAUUGGGGUGUGCCUUUUUUUUAAUUUUUUUUUUCUCAUCAUCUGAUCCUUAAUCCACAGCCGUUUGAUUGAUCUAUACAUGUUGUUUUACCUUUUUUUUUCCUAACAUUUUCACGGUCGAUAUUGUAAGAUAAUGAUGAAAGAUUACAAGUUCAGUGCAUAUAUAACAAUAUUUAGCACUAGUUUUA